AUUUUUGCCCCAUCGGCGGAGCAAAACAGGGUGUGGGAGUGUUCGCUUUUCAGGUGGGCUCGGUCGGAGCCGUCGGAGGAGAUCGCCGCCAUCCAUGGAAACGCUGGCCAGCGCCAUGCGGCGCGACAACCGCCGCUUCAAGACCCCGCCCUCCUCCUCCGCCGCCGCCGCCUCCGCCGGCAGGGUCCCCCUCGUCAUGGCCUUCCUCGCCUGCCUCGCCUGGGUGUACGUCGCCGGCCGGCUAUGGCAGGACGCGCAGACCCGGGCGAUCCUCUCCGGCCUCCUCGAGAAGAGCACCGGCAGUCUCCCCAAGGAGAUCUCGGUGGACGACAAGCUGAGGGACCUCGGAUGCACUGGGAUUGGGAGGAAGAUCGCCGAGGCGGAGAUGGACAUUGCCAAGGCCAAGAGCGAGGGCUACCUGUGGGGAAAUGGGACUGGUGCCGGUGCUGGGGGUUCCGACCGGAAGAAGUUCCUCGCGGUCAUUGGAGUUUACACCGGCUUUGGCUCCCGGCUCAAGAGGAACACCUUCCGUGGCUCCUGGAUGCCCAGAGGUGAUGCUUUAAAGACGCUUGAGGAAAAGGGUGUGGUUAUUCGUUUUGUUAUUGGCCGGAGUCCUAAUCGAGGUGAUAGCUUGGACCGUAAUAUUAACGAAGAAAGCAGAAAGACAAACGAUUUCUUGAUUCUGGAAAGUCACGAGGAAGCUGCAGAGGAAUUACCUAAAAAAGUUAAGUUUUUCUUCAGUGCAGCAAUAGAAGCUUGGGAUGCAGAGUUCUACGUCAAGAUUGACGAUAACAUUAAUCUUGACUUGGCUGGGUUAAUUGAGAUGCUUAACGCCCGUCGAGGUAGCCAAGGGUUGUACAUGGGCUGCAUGAAAUCAGGAGCUGUCGUUAGUGAAGAGGAGCAACAAUGGUAUGAACCUGAAUGGUGGAAAUUUGGAGAUUCAAGGACGUAUUUUCGCCAUGCUGCUGGUUCUUUAUUUAUCCUCUCAAACAAUUUGGCUCGCUACAUCAACAUAAACAGUGCAUCGCUGCAGAGCUAUGCGCAUGAUGACAUAUCAGUUGGUUCAUGGAUGAUGGGGCUUAAUGCCACUUACGUUGAUGACGACCGUCUGUGUUGCCUCAGUCCGGUACAAGAGAAAGUAUGUUCCUUUGGAUGAGCGGAAGGACCAGCCGCCCCCCCUUCUGAUGGUGGUGUCCUGAUGAAGAGGUGUUUUUGUACAUUAGCCAUUUUGUACACACCUAUAGCAGGCAGCCUAUGUGAAUGAUUGAAUGAAUGCAAGAAAUAUAUGAAGAAACUACUUUGAGAUGAAAACAUUCUUUUACGGCUUUAUGCUACCAGCAUACUUCAUUCACAGUUAACAGAGUGUAGUAGAACA
Molecule: messenger RNA, 1375 nt
Organism: Triticum dicoccoides
Lineage: Eukaryota; Viridiplantae; Streptophyta; Magnoliopsida; Poales; Poaceae
Product: hydroxyproline O-galactosyltransferase HPGT3-like
Exons: 12
Coding region: 95-1156 (353 amino acids)
Cellular component (GO): Golgi membrane
Molecular function (GO): galactosyltransferase activity
Source: RefSeq, a predicted model, not a curated record